Messenger RNA from Paralichthys olivaceus (Japanese flounder), 875 nucleotides. Lineage: Eukaryota; Metazoa; Chordata; Actinopteri; Pleuronectiformes; Paralichthyidae. The record is from RefSeq and is a predicted model, not a curated record.
UCUCCACUUACAGAGAGAACAUGAUCUCCUGGAUCCUGCUGCUCAUCCUCCUGAUCUCCUGCGUCUGUGCAGGAGCAUUAGAGGUGAAAGUGUCACAGCCCCUCUAUCAGGCAGAGGAGAACAACAGCGUCACACUGGAAUGGAAGUUCACAACUGAACCUGACAGAUCCACCAACUCUCUUUCUAUUAUCUGUGAUCAGACGACUGACCAGAAAGACUCAAAGAUCCUGUAUCACCUCCAUAAGGGCUCCGAGGUCCAAAGGUCUCAGGAUGAACAGUUUUCAGGACGAGUCCAGUGUGACGGAGACGUCCUCAGAGAAGGACGACUCAGACUUCAAGUGUCCAGACUCAGGAAUGAAGACUCAGGACAGUACAUGUGUGAAGUCAACAGAAAUAAUGAUGGAAACUUUGGAAAAUGUCAACUCAUCGUCAUUGCAGCCGCUGAUCAGCCCAAACCCCAGAGACCGACCGUGACUUCACAACCAGAGAGAGGGUUCCGAUACUGCAUCACUGUGAUCGUGAUUGUAGCGGCAGCUCUCACAGUAGCUGUGAUUACAGCAGCUGUGUUGGUCAAACUCAGCUCUGCUUCCAGAUGUGCUUAUAGAAAAUCUAUUGGUAAGACAGAAGAGCACUUAGCAGGAGAAACGUUACAUCACCCAGAGUGGGGCCUUCUCUCUGCCCCUGCACCUUGUUACCCUGUGAGUCUCUGAUCCUGCCUCCUCUCACCCCACAAUGGGUUGGACAGAUUCCUUGUGUCAGAUAAAAUAUUCAGAGUAAACUUGUACAAGGGUCAAACACAACAGGAGAGUUAAAGGUUCAGUGUGUAGAAUCUUGUGAUGUCUAGUGAUGAAGUGUCAUGUUGCCGCUGAACAGCC